This is a messenger RNA of Ostreococcus lucimarinus CCE9901, 1578 nucleotides long. RefSeq lists its product with no specific name. Bases 1 to 1578 code for a protein of 525 amino acids. Gene Ontology annotation, molecular function: alpha-1,4-glucan glucosyltransferase (UDP-glucose donor) activity. The record is from RefSeq and is a predicted model, not a curated record. Gene Ontology annotation, cellular component: chloroplast. The transcript has a single exon. NCBI's taxonomy places the organism in Eukaryota, Viridiplantae, Chlorophyta, Mamiellophyceae, Mamiellales, Bathycoccaceae.
AUGCAAAUCGUGUUCGUGUCGAGCGAGGUGGCGCCGUGGUCGAAGACUGGGGGGCUAGCGGACGUGUGCGGUUCUUUGCCGCAGGCGCUCGUCGCGCGCGGGCACCGCGUCAUGGUCAUCGCGCCCAAGUAUCAAAACGGCUCAAAGUCGGACGUUUUGUACGAAGGCGCGUUCGAUACGUGCGUCAAGGCGAAGCUCGGAUGCUUCGGUGGCGAACAAGAGGUGGGUUACUUUCAUCAAAUGAAGAACGGCGUCGAUUACGUCUUCGUCGAUCAUCCGUCGUUCCACCGCAAGGGUGGACUGUACGGAGAUUCGUACGGCGUGUACGGCGACAACCAGUUCAGAUUCACUUUGUUGUCCCACGCCGCGUGCGAAGCGCCGCUUCAGUUGCCAUUCGCGGAGUGCGGUGGUUAUUACGGACAAGACGUCGUCUUCGUCGCCAACGACUGGCACGCCGGUUUGGUACCGACUUUGGUGGCGUCCAAAUACCGUCCUCACGGCGUCUACAAGGAUGCGCGCACGAUUUGCGCCAUUCACAACAUUUUGCACCAAGGCGCGGAACCGUCGACGACGUUCCCGAACCUCGGCGUGCCGAACGAGUGGUACGGCGCGCUCGAGUACCAGUACCCCGAGCACAUGCGCGCGCACGAACUCGAUGAGGGUAGAGUGGUGAACAUUUUGAAGGGUGCGAUCGCGACGUCCGACCGCGUGUUGACCGUCUCUCAAGGGUAUGCGUACGAAAUCACCACCCCAGAAGGUGGUCAGGGCAUGGAAGGUUUGCUCUUGAGUCGCCAAAACCGCUUGGACGGCAUCGCGAACGGCAUAGACAUGGAUGAGUGGAAUCCGGAGGCGGAUGCGGAUUGUGCGGCGGCCUUUACGGUGACGGACAUGUCCGGAAAGCUCGAGUGCAAACGCGCGCUGCAGAAGGAACUGGGCUUGCCGCAACGUGACGACGUGCCAUUGAUGGGCUUCAUCGGACGUUUGGAUUGGCAAAAGGGUCCGGAUUUGCUCCAGAACGCGCUCCACGACAUGAUGCGCGAGGACGUCCAGGUGGUGAUGCUCGGCAGCGGUUUGCCCGAGCUCGAAGACUUCAUGCGUUGGGCCGAGAGCACGUACCCGGACAAGUUCCGCGGUUGGGUCGGUUUCUCCGUUCCCAUGGCGCACCGCAUUACCGCUGGUUGCGACAUUUUGCUCAUGCCUUCGCGCUUCGAGCCGUGUGGCUUGAAUCAACUCUACGCCAUGCGUUACGGUACGUUGCCCAUCGCGCACGCCACGGGCGGUUUGAAGGACACCAUCACCGCGUACAACGCGUUCGGCGACGCCGACAAGGUGUUGGCGGGCACGGCCGAUUACAAUCAGGGCGAAGGCGUCGGCACGGGUUGGUUGUUCAAAGACAUGAACGCCGAUGCUCUGAUGUGGGCCGUUCGUUCGGCGUGCGACGUGUAUCGCUCCGAACCGAAGAUGUGGCGAGCGAUGCAAACGCAAGCGAUGACGCAAGAUUUGUCCUGGGACAACGCCGCGACAAAGUGGGAAAAGGUUUUCGAGUGGUCUAAGAUCGACCCGCCGCACUGCGGUUAG